CACCUGGUAUCACUGCUGGCAACCUAUGAGCAAUUCAGCAAAUUUUAUCUCAUCUUCCCAUGGGCAGAAGCCAAUCUUGAAGAAUACUGGAAAAAUCGAGAACCUAAUCCGACGAUGAACCACGAGACUGUUCUCUGGAUAGCAAAACAAUGUCGAGGCCUUGCGGAUGGAUUGGCCCGAAUUCACCGCUGGGACUCGUUUCCCAAGACACCAGACACUAACGGGACCCGAGGACGACAACAGAACCUUGUCGUUCCCACACUAGACACUGGAGAAAACCAUCUCAUCGGUCACCACGGCGACAUCAAGCCACAAAACGUCUUAUGGUUCCAGAACCCAGAAGAGAAGACUGAUCGAGGAACACUCAAGAUUACAGAUUUCGGCCUGAGUGAAUUCAAAGCAAGCCAUACCACGUUCCACAAAGCAGGAAGCCGCUCUCCAGUUUCUCCGAGUUUUCGUCCACCCGAAUAUGACUUAACGGGACAGAACGGCCGCUCCCACGACAUAUGGGCCCUGGGAUGCGUGUAUUUGGACUUCGUUACCUGGUUACUAGGCGGCUGGGACAUGGUAGCAAAUUUUGCACACGAACGGUCGGCGGUGGAUCCAAACUGGAAGGACUUGCCUACCGAUACCUACUUCGAAAUAAAGAGGAAAGGAUAUGAAAGAAUAGCUGCCGUCAAGCCAGCUGUCAAAAGAUUCAUAAGAAGUUUACAUGGCCAUUCAAAAUGUACCGAGUACUUGCACGAUUUUCUCAACCUUAUUGAGAUGGAUAUGCUGCACCCCAAACCACACAGCCAUUCGGAAGAGAGCCGGAUUGAAAUCCGGGAACUCAAGUUGAAGCUGACCGAACUACAUGCGAAGUGCGAUCAAGAACACUACGCUCUUACGCCAGCUUCUUGGAACCAGACAUGUUGUAAAAGCCUGUAA
Cryphonectria parasitica EP155 is the source of this 927-nucleotide messenger RNA. RefSeq lists its product as uncharacterized. NCBI's taxonomy places the organism in Eukaryota, Fungi, Ascomycota, Sordariomycetes, Diaporthales, Cryphonectriaceae. The record is from RefSeq and is a predicted model, not a curated record. The transcript is spliced from 2 exons. Gene Ontology annotation, biological process: peptidyl-serine phosphorylation; peptidyl-threonine phosphorylation. The annotation marks the transcript as partial. Gene Ontology annotation, molecular function: ATP binding; protein serine/threonine kinase activity.